ACUAGUAUUCAGUGUGAUUUCCUAAGUUCUGUUAGAAAUGACUUGAUACUACAUUUGGAAGGGAAAAUGCCCUCAUUAGUUUUUCCUUCUGCCAUCUUUGAGUCUUUUUUCUUUCCUUUCCUUACAUAAUAAAUAUGUUCCUGGAAAGUUUCAUAUGUACCAGGUCAUAUUAAAUAUUUUCAAAGCAUCAAUGAUCAUUAUUUUAAGACCUGGUAGUGAAUGCUUUCAUAAAAUGAACUUACACUUUGUAGUGUAUAAAUAUAUGAUGAAUUAAACAGUGUAUUUAUUAACAAGGUAAAUGGAGUAAUGAGUUUUUUCUUUGAAGAUUAUUUUAAAAGCAUUCUUAUAGGUGCGCUUUAGGCUAAAUUUAGGUUAUAGAUGAGCUUCAGGCUAAAGGAACAACAAAGGUAGGUGGGAGAAGUUAGGGGAGUUGGUGAGACUGAUGGAGAAAGCUGUAAAAAAAGGUCAAUGUUGUUCUUUACUGUAACAGUUACUGUGCAGCAGUAGCUAUUGGUUCCACAAGAAGACCUAAGAGUUUCACAAAAACAUGAAGAUGAGUGUUUACUAACACAGGACAGGUCUCUUCCUGUGCUCUGCACUAGAUUAGAAAUUGGUCUUUAUAUAGUUUCCACGUUCUGCGGACUCAUAGCUUAUGUUGUAAGAAAUGGUAAUAAGGUGGAACAUGUGAAGAUUUGAGGGCACGGGAAAUAAGAAACUUUAAGCUUAAAGAAACUUAAAGCAAAAAAAAAAAAAAAGAAAGAAACUUAGAGCUUAUUCACCGCUCUUUCUAGCUCUGGCUUUUCUUUCACUGAAAGAGUAUGGCAUUUAUUCCAGAGGGAGUAAGCCUACUCUGCCCCAGCCAACAGAGACACAGGGCCCCAACAAGUAUACCUGUGGGGAGGGGAAGGAUUUGAUUGUCACAUCAGAGAACGUGGGAGAGCUUUUCCCCUCUUGGCCCCGUUUCUAAACUAGGAUGCUUCUGUUUGCUUUGUGUGCUGUUGAGUUUUUCCCUCUGUUUUCUCUAAGCUAAGCUUUAAGCUAAUUCUGUACAAAAGAAAUACUAAUUAGUUGUUUUUAUAAAUUGCUUGCCAUUAAUGCCUGAUAAAAUGCAGUAAAAUAAGGAUUCUGCAUACCAUUAUAUAUGUCAAAUAUUACAAGCUUUAAGGUUCUUUUGAAAUUACAAUACUAAACUCAGUUCACUUUUGCUUAGCCUUCACAGUUGUUGAUCACAUAGCAUGGUCAUCCACUCACAGCUUAAAAAAAUACAGGGAGCAUCGGAGAGAAUGGGAGAUACUACUCGUCAACGAAUCAAAUUCAGUGAUGACAGAGUAUGCAAGAGUCACCUUCUCAACUGUUGCCCCCAUGAUGUCCUGUCUGGAACUAGAAUGGAUCUUGGAGAAUGUCUGAAAGUCCAUGACCUGGCUUUAAGAGCAGAUUAUGAAAUCGCAUCCAAAGAACAAGAUUUUUUCUUUGAACUUGAUGCUAUGGAUCAUCUGCAGUCAUUCAUUGCAGAUUGUGAUCGAAGAACAGAAGUGGCUAAGAAAAGAUUAGCAGAAACUCAAGAAGAAAUUAGUGCUGAAGUUGCAGCGAAGGCAGAACGUGUUCAUGAGUUAAAUGAAGAAAUUGGUAAAUUGUUGGCCAAGGUGGAGCAGCUAGGAGCUGAAGGAAAUGUGGAGGAAUCCCAGAAAGUAAUGGAUGAAGUGGAAAAAGCACGGGCAAAGAAAAGAGAAGCAGAGGAAGUUUAUCGGAAUUCUAUGCCAGCUUCCAGUUUCCAGCAGCAGAAACUUCGAGUCUGUGAAGUUUGCUCUGCCUAUUUAGGUCUUCAUGAUAAUGACAGACGACUGGCUGAUCAUUUUGGGGGUAAACUGCACCUGGGAUUUAUUGAAAUAAGAGAGAAGCUUGAAGAAUUAAAGAGAGUUGUAGCUGAGAAGCAGGAGAAAAGAAACCAGGAGCGCCUGAAGAGAAGAGAAGAAAGGGAGAGAGAAGAAAGGGAGAAGCUGAGGAGGUCUCGAUCACAUAGCAAGAAUCCUAAAAGAUCCAGGUCCAGGGAGCAUCGCAGACAUCGCUCUCGCUCCAUGUCACGAGAACGGAAAAGGAGAACUCGAUCCAAAUCCCGGGAGAAACGCCAUCGCCACAGGUCCCGCUCCAGCAGCCGUAGUCGCAGCCGCAGCCACCAGAGAAGUGGGCACAGUUCUAGAGACAGGAGCAGAGAGCGAUCGAGGAGGAGAUCCUCAAAAGAAAGAUUCAGAGACCAAGACUUAGCAUCACGUGACAGAGACAGGAAUUCAAGAGACAGAUCACCUCGUGACAGAGAUCGAAAAGAUAAGAAGCGGUCCUAUGAGAGCGCUAAUGGCAGAUCAGAAGACAGGAGGAGCUCUGAAGAGCGCGAAGCAGGGGAGAUAUAAUUAGCUGUGUACAUAUCCUCAAUCCUUAAGCUUCUUCUGGAGUUACAUACUGUUGUUUAGUUUACAGCUGUUUGGGGUGACGCAGUGAGCAGUUCCAGACACCGAUCAGCUAGGCUAGGUGUACAGCAUCUAACUCAGUCUGUACUUGUUUUCUUUGAUGAAGCCUAAAACUACAUCCAUAGUUUCUGGUGAACCUGUAAUACACUUCUGAAAGUCCAGUUUUAUAUAAUAAGACACAGAUGUCUUUAUUCUUUCUAGUAGGACUGAUAGUGAAUAAAUUGUGUUACUUGCCUUGGGAUUUUUUGAACAUUUGUAAAAUGCUGUCUUCCUCUCUAGUCCCAAACAACAGCGACUUUGGGAAUUUCUUUUUAAUCCUUCUUCCUUUGACUCUAUACCCCUGACACUUCUACCCUCUAGUGGUAAGAGAAGGGGGUACAAGGAAGCAAUAUAACUUCUGUUCUAAGGUUCUAUUCCCAUUAUUAAUUACUAGCUGAUUACAGUUCAGAACAUUUAUACUGGAAUGUGUGCUGGAGAAAUUUAAAAUACGAGGAGUUUUGUUUGUCUAACGGUGCCUAUUUUAGAGUUGGAAGUUGAACAGCUGUUGCAUUACAUACUUUGCUUUUUUAUUGAAAUUUUGAAAUCAAACAUGUCUUGAUUUUUCUGUUCUUCUUGAAUAGCUACAUUCAGGAUGUUUUGAGAUGGGGGGUGGGGGCAGGGACUUUCAUAAGCACUUGUUUUAUUUUGUGUGUGUGGAGUACAAAGAUGACACCCUUAUUGUGAAAAAUAAUAAAGUGAAAGAAUCACCACCACCAUCAUUAAACUGUAACUUGUCUAGUAAAUUGUCACUAGAGCUAUUUGCUGUGGCCAUUUCUAUUCUGUUAUUAUAGUGCCUUACUGUGCAAGGCACCAAAGGAAAUAAAUAUAUACUUACAAAGAUUCAAGAUGAAUUGUUGCUCCACCUGGGCCCUUGCUGACUAUAUUCGAGCUGCUUCAGGACUGUAACAGCCACUGUAGAGAAGGACCAGACCUGCAGAAGAAAUUGGGUUUGUUUGUUUUGUUUUUCUUCACAUUGAGCAAACCGAAAUAAAAACAUGGUGUAACCAGUGUAAA
Messenger RNA from Cervus elaphus (red deer), 3515 nucleotides. RefSeq names its product putative RNA-binding protein Luc7-like 2. NCBI's taxonomy places the organism in Eukaryota, Metazoa, Chordata, Mammalia, Artiodactyla, Cervidae. Gene Ontology annotation, cellular component: U1 snRNP; U2-type prespliceosome. The transcript has 10 exons. The record is from RefSeq and is a predicted model, not a curated record. Bases 1236 to 2405 code for a protein of 389 amino acids. Gene Ontology annotation, molecular function: mRNA binding. Gene Ontology annotation, biological process: mRNA splice site recognition.